Juglans regia (Persian walnut) is the source of this 2478-nucleotide messenger RNA. RefSeq names its product subtilisin-like protease SBT4.14. NCBI's taxonomy places the organism in Eukaryota, Viridiplantae, Streptophyta, Magnoliopsida, Fagales, Juglandaceae. The coding region runs from base 47 to 2344 and encodes 765 amino acids. The transcript is spliced from 11 exons. Gene Ontology annotation, biological process: proteolysis. The record is from RefSeq and is a predicted model, not a curated record. Gene Ontology annotation, molecular function: serine-type endopeptidase activity.
GGUGUUAUGCUAUAGGUAGAAACAGGUCAAUACUGAUCAUAGGAUCAUGUCGAGAAGGAGAUUAAUUAUCCAUACUCCUCCUUAUUUCUGGAUUUUUCUUCCCUUUCUUCUGGUCUUGAUAAGUCUUGUUGGAGCAAUUGGAGAUGAGGAAAAGAGAUUUUACAUCGCUUACUUGGGAGAUCAUCAUCCAGCAGGGAAUACAAACUCUGCAGAUCAAAUGCACAUUCAUCUCCUCACGUCUUUGAAAGGAUGCUACGAUGAUGCGAAGGAGUCGCUGGUCUACAGCUAUACAAAGAGCUUCAAUGCAUUUGCUGCAAAGCUAACUGCAGAUGAAGCUGAAAAGUUGUCGAGAAUGGAAGAGGUGUUAUCGGUGAUUCCGAAUCGGUAUCACAAGCUACACACAACGAAAUCAUGGGACUUUAUUGGGUUACCUCUAACCGCAAGGAGAAAAUUGAGAAUGGAGAGUGAUAUAAUUGUGGGUCUAUUUGAUACAGGGAUUACUCCACAGUCUGAAAGCUUUAAGGAUGACGGGUUCGGUCCCCCACCAGCAAAAUGGAAAGGAAGUACUUGUGGCCAAUUUGCCAAAUUCUCAGGAUGCAACAACAAGAUCAUAGGUGCCAGGUACUUCAAGUCCGAUGCCAAACCUGAUCCCGCCGACAUUUUGUCUCCGGUUGAUGUUGACGGACAUGGAACGCACACGUCGUCAACAUUGGCCGGUAACCUAGUUACAAAUGCAAGCCUCUUUGGGCUUGCCAAUGGUACCGCCCGUGGUGCAGUUCCCUCGGCUAGGGUGGCCAUGUACAAGGUCUGUUGGGCCAGCUCUGGUUGCGCCGAUAUGGAUAUACUUGCUGCUUUUGAUGCUGCGAUACAUGAUGGGGUGGACGUUAUCUCGAUCUCUAUUGGUGGAGGGUCUCCAGAUUACAUAUCUGACUCUAUAUCAGUCGGUGCAUUUCAUGCCAUGCAGAAAGGAAUCCUCACCGUCGCCUCCGCUGGAAAUGAUGGAAUUCUCGGUAGUGUGGUGAAUGAUGCACCUUGGAUUCUGACCGUGGCAGCUAGCGGCAUUGAUAGGGAGUUUAGAAGCAAAGUUCAUUUGGGAAAUGGAAAGAACAUCUUAGGGCUUGGCGUGAGCACAUUCAAUCCAAAGCAGGAAUUAUACCCUCUUAUUAGUGGGGCCGAUGCGGCCCGAGACUCUGCAAGCAAGGAGGACGCGAGGUUCUGUGUUGAAGACACAUUGGACCCUAUCAAAGUAAAGGAUAGGCUUGUUUAUUGCAAAUUAGGAACCUGGGGUACUGACUCUGUUGUCAGAGGAAUUGGUGGGGUUGGCACUAUAGUUGAAACUGAUCGAUUUCUUGAUGCUGCCCAAAUUUUCAUGGCGCCAGCAACCAUGGUAAAUGGAACCAUAGGAGAAUUCAUCGACGAUUACAUACAUUCCACGAGAUCGCCAUCAGCCGUGAUAUACAAGACCCAUGAAAGAAAAAAAGAGCCUGCUCCAUUUGUCGCUUCAUUUUCAUCUCGGGGUCCAAGUCCGGGAUCGCAACGCCUCCUCAAGCCAGAUAUUGCAGCACCCGGUGUUGACAUCUUGGCAGCUUACACGCUUAUGAAGUCGCUCACCGGGUUGAAAGGUGACACCCAAUUUUCAGAAUUUUCCAUCAUGUCUGGAACUUCCAUGGCAUGUCCUCACGUUGCCGGAGUAGCUGCCUAUGUAAAGUCAUUCCACCCAAAUUGGACUCCAGCUGCAAUCAAAUCUGCCAUCUUGACCACAGCUAAACCAAUGAGCCGUAGGGUGAACAACGAAGCAGAAUUUGCCUUUGGUUCCGGCCAAGUGAGCCCAACUCGGGCUGUGAGCCCCGGCUUAGUUUAUGACAUGGAUGAACAGACUUACAUCCAAUUCUUAUGCCACGAGGGGUAUAAUGCAUCCUCUGUGGCAACCCUAGCCGGUUCAAAAUCCGUCAACUGCCCCAAAUUGCUUCCUGGAAUUGGCUAUGAUGCUCUCAACUAUCCCACCAUGCAGCUUAGCUUGAAAAACAACCAACAACAAACGACAAGUGUUUUCCGGAGAAGAGUCACCAACGUCGGCCCUGCUCUGGCCAUCUAUAAUGCCACCAUUAAAGCUCCCAAGGGAGUUCAAAUCACAGUCAAGCCCGAGAGUCUCUCCUUCUCUCACGUCUUGCAGAUUCGGAGCUUCAAGGUUGUCGUGAAGGCAAAACCAAUGUCGAGUGGGCAAAUGGUUUCAGGUUCACUUGUUUGGAAAAGCUCCCGUCACAUUGUAAGAAGCCCUAUUGUCAUUUACAGUCCACAAAAGAUCAGUACUCAUAUUCAAAACCAACAGGCGAAGAUGCAGUAGUGUCAUUAUGCACGUAUAUAAACAUGCAUGUAGCCUGUGUGCUUUUUUUUAAUAGAGAAAUGCUUUGUACGUACUGUUGUAAUAUUUGCUUGAUUAUAUUUUGAAAAACAUAUAUGUCAUAUAUUAAUAUCAUU